AUGGCUUCUCUGGCAGCGGCUCGCUACGGCAAGGACAAUGUCCGCGUGUAUAAAGUCCACCGAGAUGAAAAGACGGGUGUGCAGACCGUUGUGGAGAUGACCGUCUGUGUCCUGCUCGAGGGUGACAUUGAAACUUCCUACACCAAGGCCGACAACAGCGUCGUGGUAGCCACCGACUCGAUCAAGAACACCAUCUACAUCACCGCCAAGCAACAGCCCGUCACGCCCCCAGAGCUCUUUGGUUCCAUCCUCGGCACUCACUUCAUCGAAAAGUACCCCCACAUCCACGUUGCGCACGUCAACAUCAUCACCCACCGAUGGGUGCGCAUGAACAUUGACGGCAAGGCCCACCCUCACUCAUUUGUCAAGGAUAGCCCCGAGACACGCACUGUUCAGGUGGAUGUCACCGAGGGCAAAGGUAUUAACAUUGCCUCUUCCAUCAAUGGCCUGACUGUCUUGAAGAGCACCGGCUCUCAAUUCUGGGGCUUCCUCCGGGAUGAGUUCACCACGCUCAAGGAGACUUGGGAUCGCAUCCUGAGCACCCAGGUCGAUGCCAAAUGGCAAUGGCGCCGGUUCAAUAGCUUGCAGGAGGUCAAGUCAAAUGCGCAUAAAUUCGAUGGCGCCUGGGAGACGGCCCGGACCACCACGUUGAAGACGUUCGCCGAGGACAAUUCGGCCAGUGUCCAGGCGACCAUGUACAAGAUGAGUGAGCAGAUCUUGGCCGCCGUCCCUCUGGUGGAGACCGUCGAAUAUGCCUUGCCCAACAUCCAUUACUUUGAAAUCGACUUGAGCUGGCACAAGGGCCUCAAGAACACGGGCAAGGAUGCGGAGGUGUACGCUCCUCAGUCCGGACCCAACGGUCUCAUCAAGUGCACAGUGGCCCGCUCCGGUCAAAAGGCCCGCCUUUAG
This is a messenger RNA of Penicillium diatomitis, 909 nucleotides long. Its product is annotated as urate oxidase. Gene Ontology annotation, biological process: purine nucleobase catabolic process; urate catabolic process. The coding region runs from base 1 to 909 and encodes 302 amino acids. NCBI's taxonomy places the organism in Eukaryota, Fungi, Ascomycota, Eurotiomycetes, Eurotiales, Aspergillaceae. Gene Ontology annotation, cellular component: peroxisome. The transcript has 3 exons. Gene Ontology annotation, molecular function: urate oxidase activity. The record is from RefSeq and is a predicted model, not a curated record.